Messenger RNA from Paramisgurnus dabryanus, 2093 nucleotides. Lineage: Eukaryota; Metazoa; Chordata; Actinopteri; Cypriniformes; Cobitidae. The record is from RefSeq and is a predicted model, not a curated record.
GAAAGCAAAGUUUAAAAACAAACAGAUCACAAGAGCAGCAUAAGACAACAACGAAGAGGGAAGCACACAAAACAAAGCGAAAUAAGCACAAAGUUAAGCUCAACCGCUUCUAUAAAGCUAUGGAAGGAGAAGAGAAAAGUGCUUUUGAGGAUCUCAAACAGACAAUGACAUCUCCAGAAUUCAGCAGCUGUGUGUCUAUGAAGUCUAACAACUCCAUAUCCACCCCUCCUGUAUUCAGUAAUGGAUCAGUGAUCUCUAACUCCAGCAUACAGACAGCAACAAGUCCAGAACUUAGCUAUGUGUCUAUGAGAUCAAAUAACUCCAUAUCAACUCCUCCUGUAUUUAGUGAAGGAACAGUGACCCCAGACAUCAGUGUGUGUGAUGAUCUGAUCCAGUUUCACUUCAAUUGUGGUGUAUGUAAGCAGUAUUUUAGAAAUGCAGUCUCUGUCAGCUGUGGACACAUGCAGUGCAUUAGGUUACACUGUCAAUCCGGUCAUUCCGGAGACUUUGAUUGUCCCUAUAGAACCUGUCCUGUACUAAACCCACAUGACGUUACAGGAGGGUCCAGUUCUGUCGAUACUCUGGCUGUGGUCAAAGAAAGAUACAAAACCAGCAUGAAGAACAAGUAUGAGAACCUAUCUGAGAUCAUCAAAUCACAAGAGAAUCAAACUCUUUUGAACCAGAUUUACACACAGCUGUAUUUCAUAGAGGGUGAAAGUCAAGGUGUGAACGAAGAACAUGAGAUUUUACAGAUGGAAAAAAAUUACAAGACACUCCAAGACACUGCAAUCAACUGCAAUGAUAUAUUUGAUCCCUUAAUUGAACCAAGAUCAGGUAACAAUCAAAAGCCAAAGAAAAGUUUAAAGACCGUCCUUACUAAAGGCAUCGCUGGAAUAGGAAAAACCGUCUCUGUGCAGAAGUUUAUUCUGGACUGGGCUGAAGAAAAAGCCAACCGAGAUGUGGAUUUCAUGUUUGUGUUUCCGUUUCGAGAGCUGAACUUGAUCAAAAAUGAACAGUACAGUCUUCACCAACUUCUGCUUGACUUUCAUCCUGAACUGAAAAAUCUGGACCCAAAGGUUUAUGAAGAAUAUAAAGUUGGGUUCAUCUUUGAUGGUCUGGAUGAAAGCAGAAUUACAAUGAAGUUUUCAGGUUGCAAGAAAGUUUCUGAUGUGACUAAAACAGCAUCAGUAGGUUUGUUAAUGUCAAACCUCAUCAUUGGAGAACUGCUUCCCUCUGCUCUCAUCUGGAUAACCUCCAGACCAACGGCAGCCAAUCAGAUUCCCUCUGAAUUUAUCAACCGUGUGACGGAAAUCCAGGGAUUCACUGACCCUCAGAAAGAGGAAUAUUUCAGGAAGAGGAUCCGUGAUGAGCAUCAAUCACACAAAAUCAUCUCGCACAUUAAAAAAUCCAAAAGUCUUCACAUCAUGUGCCACAUACCAGUCUUCUGCUGGAUCUCAUCUACGGUGCUUCAGGACAUCCUGAAAAACGACAACAGUGCAGAAAUUCCCAAAACUCUCACAGAAAUGUAUAUACACUUUCUGCUAUUUCAGAUAAAUAUGAGGGGUCAUAAGUAUGAGAAUGACCCAGACAAUGGAGAAAUGAUUGUAAAACUUGCUGAACUGGCUUUCAAACAACUGAUGAAGGGCAAUGUGAUGUUUUAUGAAGAAGACUUGAGAGAGUGCAGCAUAGAUGUCACAGAGGCUUCAGUGUAUUCUGGCAUUUGCACUGAGGUCUUUAAGGAGGAAUCUGUGAUUUAUGAUAGGAAGGUCUACUGCUUUAUACAUCGGAGCUUUCAGGAGUUUCUAGGAGCUUUGUAUGUGUUUUACUGUUACUUAAGUCAACCUGAACCAUUGAAAGGAUUUGAUUCAUUGCAUAAUUUGCAUAAAAGAGUAGUCGAUAAAUCCCUGGACAGUGAGAAUGGACACCUGGAUCUUUUUGUCCGAUUCCUGCUUGGAAUUUCACUGGAUAACAAUCAAAGACUCCUAAAAAAUCUUUUGACAUACACAGAAAAAAGCUCAGAAAGCAUCAGGAAAACUAUUCAUUUUAUUCAAGACGAAAUCAAAAAAUUUUUAAUCCCCAUUAAACCAGAGUAG